Messenger RNA from Linderina pennispora, 1335 nucleotides. RefSeq names its product MFS general substrate transporter. Gene Ontology annotation, biological process: transmembrane transport. The record is from RefSeq and is a predicted model, not a curated record. Gene Ontology annotation, molecular function: transmembrane transporter activity. The coding region runs from base 1 to 1335 and encodes 444 amino acids. The transcript has a single exon. Lineage: Eukaryota; Fungi; Kickxellomycota; Kickxellomycetes; Kickxellales; Kickxellaceae. Gene Ontology annotation, cellular component: membrane.
AUGAAGAGCUACCUGCGCAAGGUCGAUGUUCGGAUCGCACUGUUCUUGUGUCUGGGAUAUAUAGGCGUUUUUUUGAAUCGUGGAGCGCUGGUCUUUGGCAAGGUGGACGGCAUGGAGAAGCAUCUCAAGCUCAAGGGAACCCAGUACAAUACGCUGAUGGCGCUUUUCUACCCGACGUUCCUGGUCUUCCAGAUCCCGCUCAACUUUUUGUGCCGCAAGAUUGGCGCUCGCAAGCACCUUCCAUCCAUGCUUCUUCUUGCUGGCACCAUGAGCGUUGGCGCCAUGGGUGCUCGGAAUUUCCAAGGCAUGAUCGCGAUCCGUCUACUUGAGGGCUUCGCUCAGGCAGGCUUUAUCUCGUCGCUCUACUUCACCUUUGGUCUCUGGUAUCCGCGCAAGUACUUGGCUCCCCGCCUUGGAUUCGCUCUGAGUUCAAGUGGCUUUGCCGGCAUCAUUCACAACUUGGUCAAUCUGGGCUUUGCCAAGAUCCACACCAACACACCGACCUAUGCUUGGCAGUACCAGUACCUGCUUGUUGGUCUCUUUGCUAUCCUUACUGGGGUAUACGGCGCAAUCGUUAUCAGAGAUUAUCCGGAUACUGCAAGUUUUCUCAGCGACGAGGAGCGCGAGCUCGUUGGUCGCAUCAUGAGCAAGAACAAACUGCAGGCAAGCGUCGACCACAAGAUCUCGGGCAGGCAGGUCGUUCAGGGCCUGACUGACUGGCGCCUUCUUGCCUUUAUGGCCCUUGACUUUGCCAACAACUAUGCUGCGUCUUCAGCGGGAAACUGGUCGCCGGUUAUUCUCAAGAGUAUCGGCUACAGCACCUCGACUACCAUGGCGCUUCUGCUUGUGCCCAGCGGUGUGGGAACCGCUGUCACUGUUGCGUCAGGGCUGUACAUUCGCAAGUACGGGAACAUCGCGCUCUACCAGAUCCUCCUCUCCGUGCUAUCAACCGCUACAAUCAUCAUCGCAGUGGCUGGUGUGCACAACAAUGUUGCACGCACAGUUGCUGUCGUGCUGUUCCCGAUUUUUGCUGCCCCUGCCUGCCUGGUCGGCCCCACCUGGCUCAAUGUAAACAUGCGUGGUGUCGACAAGAGCGCCAUCUCCAAUGCAUUGGCUAUCAUCGGCACCAACUUUGGAGUGCUGGCUAACAGCUAUGCCUAUCUGAACACCGAUGCCCCACUCUACAUCAAGGGUAACUCGUCCAACUUUGGCGUGUUUGCGGUGGCCAUCAUCAUUGCUCUUCUCCUGAGAUUCAGCUACAAGCGCGAGAAUCACAAGUUUGCCGAACAGGAGGGCCAGGAUGGUAGCGAGGCAGGAUUCUACAACGUCUACUGA